UGCUAACAUGUGCCGUGGAGUUUUUAGUCAACGCAGAAUGGAUACUUGGAUAAAGAGAGGUGUUUCAUGAUCGGCAGUUUAUAAAAGAAAUACGUGGGUAUAAUUAUCCUUUGUCGAUUGAAAAAUUUGUGAAUAAUAUUUUCUAAGAGAUUUUAAGUCCGUACGUGUUGGGUACUUUCGAUUUAUGGACUUUUACUGAUUAAUUGACAAAUUUGUGGCACUUGGACAGAUAUUGGAUGACAAGGUUGUGCAUAAAACAUCAGAAAUGCCAAGAACACUGUUAGAUCGAAAGUAUUGUCGUGGUAUGAAUGGGGUUAAUGAUCUCAGUGCUGAAAUGGAGAAUAUUGCCAAAGAGACUGAGGUUAGCUUAGAUGAAAUGAUGAGUCUUGCUUGUCGUCAGGGGAAACUAGAUAUUGUUGAAUUGCUUCUCGAAAGUGGAGUUAAUGUGGACUAUCGCAAUAAAGCUGGUAAUACUCCAUUAUUGGAAGCUUGUAGCCAAGGACACAAAGAUGUAGCUGAAUACCUUUUGGAUCAUGAAGCAAGUAUUGAUGCAGCAACAGAUACUACAUCAGAUAGUGCGCUCACUUGGGCAUGUACAUUAGGAAAUGAGUCCAUUGUGCAGCUCCUUUUGACCAGAAAAAGUAAUGUUGAGCAUCGAACAAAAGAUGGAUGUACUGCUCUUAUGUUUGCUGCUCUAGCUGGCCAUGUUGAUGUGGCUACACUGUUAUUGGAUUGCAAGGCCAACAUUAAUGUUGAGUCCGACAGUAACAAGGACAGUCCGUUAACAUUUGCUUGUUGGAAGGGUCAUGUAGAUGUUGUAAAAUUGCUGCUAGAAAGAAAUGCUAAUAUCGAGCACAGAACAAAGGAAGGAUUCACACCAUUGAUGUUUUCAGCAUUAGGUGGUCACACUACUGUGGCAAAAGAACUGUUGAAGAAACAAGCAAAAGUUAAUGAGCCAAGUGGAAGUAACAAUGACAUUCCAUUGACAAGUGCAUGUUGGAAAGGGCAUCAUGAAGUUGUUAAACUGCUUUUGGAGUACAAGUCAAACAUUGAACAUCGUACCAAAGAUGGCUGUACACCAUUAAUGCUUGCAGCACGUGAAGGACAUUUGAUUGUUGCUCAACUAAUACUUGAUGCUGGAGCAGAGGUGAAUGUUCCUUCAGGCAGUGAAAAUAACAUUCCACUUACUUUAGCCUGCUGGAAAGGUCAUUCAGAUGUUGUGGAACUUCUUCUCAAUCAUAAUUCUAACAUAGAGCACAAAAACAAAGCUGGUUGUACUCCUUUAAUGUUAGCGGCAAGAGAAGGGCAUUUAGCGACGGCGAAAUUACUUCUUCAUCUUCGUGCGGAGGUUAAUAAUCCUUCAGGAAGCAACGAUGAUACACCGCUAACCUUGGCUUGUUGGAAAGGUCACCAUGAAGUGGUUCGUUUGUUAGUCGAGCAUAAUUCGUACGUUGAUCAUCAAACGAAGACAGGAUGUACACCUUUGAUGGAAGCGACGAGGGAGGGUCAUGAAAAAGUUGUGUCGUAUUUGUUGCAAAAUGGUGCUGAUGUUGAAUUGCCCGAUAACUAUGGCCAGAGUCCUCUGUUUAUGGCGUGCUGGAAAGGUCAUCGUAAUGUUGCUGAACUAUUGCUGAGAAACAAUGCCAACAGAGAAUGCCGGACGAAAACAGGCAUUACGCCGUUAUUUCAGGCUUGUAGAGAAAACCAUGUUUCUGUGGUGGAAUUAUUGCUUGAUGAAGGGGCAAGUGUAACUGCCUCGUUUCCAAACAGCAGGGAAAAUCCUAUGACAUUGGCGGCCGAAAAAGGUUAUAUUGAACUUAUGGACGUAUUAUUGAGCAGAGGAGGAAAUGUUGAUUGUCGAACGAAGAAAGGUUGUUCUCCUUUCUUCUUGGCUUGUAAAGAAGGACAUUUGGAAAUCGCACGUUCUCUCUACGAGAAUAGCGCUGAUAUCGAGGUUUGUGAUCAGAGAAAUAUAUCACCCUUGGUUGCUGCUUUCAAAAAUGGUCACCAAAAGGUUGUUGAAUGGAUCCUUUCAAUCACUAAGCAUGUUCCAUCUGAAGAGCAAUGUCAGAAGUGUAUUACAGCACCUUAUGAAGAAAAGGAUAACGAGAGGGACCUUCUUUAUUUAAGAUCAAUAUGUUAUGAGAUGAUAAAAAAGGCGAAAAAAGUCAAGGAACAGACUGCUUUUGAGAACGCACAAAGUUUUCUUCAGGAACUCGAGGACGACAAGGUACGCGAGGAAAUUAAAAAGAAAAAGCAAGCCGAAAAGAGAAGAGACAAAAGAAAGAAGAAAAAGAAGCAGAAAGAAAACGAUCAACAAAAUACAACGGUGAUGGAUGAACUUCAGCCUUUGGAGAAUAGGUCAAUCACGGAGGAUGAUGGAAUAUGCAGUGAUGAAGAGACGAACAUGCCAUCUGAAUGGAAUCAUGUUGAAAUGAAGAAUCAAGAUUGGAAUUAUGACUACGAAAUUCAGAGUUUUGAAAAUAAAAAUGUGUGUGGAACGACCACUGUGGGUCAUGCACAGGACGAAAAAGGAAAUACAAACAGCACUGAAGAACGACGCGAUGAUCAACCUCAAGCUAUGUUCGAUACAAGUGAUCAAAAUGAAGAUAGUCAUAACAAACGACAGCAGAGAAAUAACGUAGAGAAUGAAAAGAAUUUGAAAAAUAAGUCGGCUCACAUGAGACUUAUUUCUCCAAGUCGAACUCUCCAUCAUGCCACAAAACCUCAAACCGACGAUGCAAAUAAUGAUUGUAUGAGUGACGAAGAAGAUGAUGAUAAAACUAGAGAGACUGUUGUAAAGUGUAAGUUUGCAGGGAAAGGUGAAGCUGGUUCAAGUUCCGAUUCUCUAUCGCGAGGAAACUUCACCAAAAUGUCUUCUAGUCAAGAAGGAAUCGUUAAAGAUGGAUGGAAAUCCAUGGCACAACGUGCGAAGCAAAUGCAUACUGACUACCUAAGUUCUUGGAAAGAAGUGGCACGAAACCGAAGUUUAAAAACUAUGGUGAUCCAAUUAACAGCUCCAAAUGCGUUGUGUGGUAGAGUUAUUGGCCGUGGUGGAUCUAAAAUUAACAAAAUCACGGAGGAAUCUGGAGCACAGAUUACUAUUGGAAAACCUGACCCGAAAAAUCCCAAUGAUCGUGUUAUCACCAUCAAAGGCUCUGUGUUAUGCGUUUUAAAGGCGAAGGCUUUGGUGUCGAAUGCUCUUGUCACACCCAGUACUAUGCCUCAUACUGAGUCAAAUAGUGUUUCAACUGCAAACUCUUUACGUACUCACUCUCUGACCCAGACUUCCACUCAACAACUCCGUGGGAAUUUUGUCGUUCUUCCAAGAUCUCAAACGGAGUGGCCGACAGUAGUGCAAGCACAUAGUUCACCUAAGGUGGAACAAUCGUUGAAAAAGUUAGACAAUAACAGAUCUUAUUCUAUCAGUGAACAAACAGAGGAUACAAGUUUAAAGAAUGCACACGAAACAUGGGCUCAUUCUGUACCAGACUUCCAGACCGUGUUUGAAAAAGACGAUGGUGAACAGGAUAUUUGUCAUGAAGAAUUAAAUGCGUCCAGCACAUCUCCAAUACAUUUAUCUACGGAAAAUACACGAGUAUCUGAUAACGUACAUAAGACAACGACUGCUUCCUCUGCUACGAAAGCCAGAACGAAAAGUUAUGCAACAACUCAAGAUGGCUCAAGACUUAGUUACUGUGAAGUUGCUACAGGGAUUGACAUUGCUUCUUCAAGAGAUGACGAAGUUUUGCAGGAGUCGAAACCACUUAACUCAGCAUCAACAACAUCGACAUCCCAUGUAAACCAGCGUGCUUCGGAGUCUGCUGAAGAUACUGAUAAUGUCUUCACUGAUGAUCGAAGUAAAGGAAACGAGUCGUCUUCAAAACGUUAUGAGAAAACUCAUGCGAAAAAUGAUAACUUGUUGACUUCUUGUGUAUGGAAAAAUGAUUACCAAGAAGUCGAUGUUGAUUUACAGUCAUCUUUACUGUCCGAUCAAUUACCGAAAUCCCGUCAUUCCAUCGAUAUUUUACAGGAGUCGUGCAGUCUAUUCAGCGGUAUGUCUUGGUCACCUCGUGAUAGUAGAGAAAACGAUAAAGCAAGAAGCAUUAGCUGGUCUGACCAGGAUUCAGUUGAUGCCACGAAUGUUCGAUCUGAUUUGCAGUCAACACAAAGUGACUUGCAGUCAAAUCAGUGUGACCUGCAUUCAUCUCAUUCUAUGUGGAACUCUGCUGCUACUUGCAUGCAAACCGAUAACGAGGCAAUGGAUUCGUCUGGCGGAUGGGAAAACUCCAACAGUGCCAGCAGUAGUAGAAGUAGUAGUCGCUUGGAGUUAUCAAGUAUCAUGGAAAAUGGAAAAAAUGUAUCAACGUCAUCUUUACGAACAAGAAGUUCGCCUGAUCCAAUAAGAUCAACUGACGUAAAUGACGAAUACCAGGGAACAUGGGUGGCUACUCGUGGAGUUCACAGUGCCCCGUCUUCGCCGCUUUUAUUAAGAUCACGCGAUGAACGUGUCAAGCAUACUCGGCCUGUGACGUCACACUCCAAUUCGUAUGAUGACAUGAGUGAUCGACUUUGGUCAUCAAAGCAAAACAAUGACGAUCGUUCGGAAAAUGACGUAACGUGGAAUGCAAAUACUGCUGAGACACAGUCGAGUUUCUAUGGCAAUCACGUUAACGCCCAAAGUACCUUCUCGCCGAGAAUGGCAUCUUUAAAGCAAUACGAAGAUUCGGCUCGCAUUAAUAACUGGAGUAAUCAUGGGCUUAGCAAAUCAAAGUUUUCAUCUGAUUUAUGUCGACUUUUAGAACGCCUGUCACUGACGAAAUAUCAACAAACAUUUGAGGAGCAUUGUGUUUCGAUGGAAAAGUUAUCGACAAUGACCGACGCAGAUCUUCAGAAAAUCGGCAUUCCAAAAGGUCCUCGUUUGAAGAUUAUACACGCCGUUCAAAGAGGUAAAGAUAUGUCGAAUGGAAAAGUUUUAAACGAACGAAUGUCCUCUGAUGUGCAACAAACUGAUAUGCUUGGUCAUGUCCCCGGAUCCGGUACACUUCUGAAACCAGCUGAACAAAAUCUCCGCACUCAUCCACACAUGCAGCUUCCACAGGUCAUGCAUCCCACCACUCAUAUGUUACACAAGCAGCAUGCUGACCCUGUAUUAAAUCCGGUUCUUUCAACAUAUCUGAACAACCCACAUUACUCUUUGGUAUCCCUCGAUUCGGCUCUUCCAGGUACACAUUUUGAUCAUUCUUCCAAUGGAUUUAAUCCUCAACAGCCAUUCGUUAUGCCGGCCGUGGCAAGGGAUCAGUACGAUCCACAGAAUACCUAUUUGACCGCUGGUAUCCCAUAUCAACAACAAAUGUUCUACCCUCGACCACCUGGGGCUUACUAUUACUAUCCGUAGUAUAACGUAUGGAAACAAAUGUAAAUAUCGGUGGAUGUUUGAUUGUAAAUGUGUUUCUCAUCUUCUGCUUCAUUCCAAUGUAGAACAUGUGUUUGAAUAAAAUUUCGUGAAAGGUGA
This is a messenger RNA of Xenia sp. Carnegie-2017, 5515 nucleotides long. RefSeq names its product ankyrin repeat domain-containing protein 17-like. The coding region runs from base 266 to 5398 and encodes 1710 amino acids. The record is from RefSeq and is a predicted model, not a curated record. The transcript has 29 exons. Lineage: Eukaryota; Metazoa; Cnidaria; Anthozoa; Malacalcyonacea; Xeniidae. Gene Ontology annotation, molecular function: protein binding; RNA binding.